This is a messenger RNA of Zingiber officinale, 2970 nucleotides long. Its product is annotated as probable LRR receptor-like serine/threonine-protein kinase At2g24230. Bases 329 to 2845 code for a protein of 838 amino acids. Gene Ontology annotation, biological process: protein phosphorylation. The transcript has 2 exons. Lineage: Eukaryota; Viridiplantae; Streptophyta; Magnoliopsida; Zingiberales; Zingiberaceae. Gene Ontology annotation, molecular function: ATP binding; protein kinase activity; protein binding. The record is from RefSeq and is a predicted model, not a curated record.
AAGCGCCACCAGUUCUGUUCCUGUCCAGUCCAGCGCAGUCCAGUCAAACCAAUAAUUACCGACCUCCUUCCUCCCUUCUUAAUUAAAUUUCGAUGGUUUGAGCACUGGAACGCAGAGAGGCAAGGAGCAGAGCAACCUCGCAUGCAGCGGUGCGCUGGUUGAUGAAAGAAAUUGUUCGACGAUGGAACAUUUUGAUUCCUAAAGGCGCCUUCUAUUCUAAUUAUCAAUCUCGGUCAGAGCGCUGCAGAAAUGGCGGAAGAAGGCGAAGAGCAGAGAAGGAGAGGUACAAGGUGAACGGUGCCGUGCUCUCUGUCUGCUAGCUCCUGAAAUGGCCACCAGAUUCCUUGCCUUGUACGUCUCCGUUUCUCUUCUGAUGAGUUGCCCGGCGGCGCAAGUGCCGAAUACGGACGGCUUCUUCGUGGCCGAGUUUUUCCGGAAGAUGGGGGCGGCGCCGGCCGCUUACCUGGCCGCCGACCAGGGUAAUUCCUCAGACGUUUGCUCGUGGCCGGGGGUGUCCUGCGAGGGGCAGCCUGAGAAAGUGACCGGCUUGGUGGCUUCGGGCCUCAACCUAUCCGGGCCGAUCCCCCAAACCACCAUUGCCAAGCUCAGACAACUGCGAUUUCUGGAUCUCAGCCGCAACAACAUCACCGCCCUCUCCUCCGACUUCGGCGAGCUCUGCAGCUCCCUCUCGCGGCUCGACCUCUCCGACAAUAGCAUCGUAGGGCCGCUGCCAGCCAACAUCGGCAACUUUCAUCGGAUGGAGAGCCUCCACCUUGCGCACAACCGGUUCUCCGGCGAGAUUCCAAGGGAGCUCGGCUCGCUCACCGGUCUCGCUCUCCUCAAUCUCAGCGGCAACUUCUUAGAGAUGAGCAUCCCGGACACAAUUUUUGGAUGCGCCUCGCUGCUCUUAAUCGACCUCUCCAACAACCAAUUGGGAGGGGACGUUCCCGAUGGAUUCGGCGCCGCCUUCAAGAACCUCACCGCCUUGGAUCUCUCCGGGAACCGCCUCACGGGGAAGACGCCCGAUUUUUCCGGGUGUCAUGCCAUCACCUAUCUCAAUCUCUCCGGCAAUCUCUUCCACGACUUGGAUAUCGGGGCCUUCCGGCACCCUUUGCAGGUUGUCGACCUGAGGAACAACCACCUCCACGGCCUCAUCACUGAGGCUAACCCGAGCUCCGCCGCCAACUGGUCCUCUCUUCUCUAUCUCGACAUGUCAAUGAACGAACUCACUGGUGACUUCUUUCCUGGUUUAGGAGAGUCGCGAUCAUUGAAGCAUCUCAAUCUUGCAUUUAACAACUUCUCUAGCCAAGAAUUUUUCAACAUGCAACUGCCCUCAGCACUAGAGUAUCUAAAUCUGUCGAAAACCAACCUCACUGGCCAUAUUCCUUGCGGCAUUUCUCAGUUGCUUCACUUGAAGGUACUGGAUCUUUCACAGAAUCAUAUCACCGGUACCAUUCCUGAGAUCAGGACUAAGGACCUGCGCGUUAUAGACCUUUCGUCGAACAAUCUCACUGGUGAAAUCCCCGAGUCGCUGCAACAGAAUCUAUCCAGUAUCGAAAAGUUCAAUUUUUCCUUCAACAAUCUCACUUAUUGUGCUGAACAUCUUUCGCUCGCGUCGAUGAAUUUGUCAUUCAUCGGGUCGCAAAAUGAUUGCCCAAUUGCAGUGAACCCGGACGAUGCUGCAGCCAAAGGAAAGUCGCGCAUGGAUCUCAAGCUUGGAUUGGUCGUAGUUUUUUCUGUGUUCUUUUCACUAGUAGCGCUGAUCUCCCUGCUAAUUUACUACCGGAAAAGGACGAGACGGUGGGCAAUUAAGCAACUGUCGUGCAAGGAGGAGCAGAAUCUCUCUGGUCCCUUCUGUUCCCACUCGGAUUCGACGACGUGGGUUGCUGAUGUCAAUCUCGCAAGCUCGGUCCCCGUAGUAAUCUUUGAGAAGCCAUUGUCGAACUUCACCUUCGCAGACCUCUUGAGUGCGACAUCGAAUUUCGAUAGAGGAACCUUAUUGGCAGAAGGGAAGUUCGGGCCAGUCUACGGAGGAUUUCUCCCCGGAGGCAUUCACUUCGCCAUGAAGGUUCUGGUCCACGUGCCGUCGGUGACGAACCAGGAAGCUGCACGAGAGCUCGAGAGGCUUGGUCAGAUCAAGCAUCCCAAUUUAGUGCCACUUAUUGGUUAUUGCUUAGCCGGGGAGCAAAGGAUUGCGAUAUAUGAUUACAUGGAGAACGGAAACCUACACAACGUGCUUCAUGAUUGGACCAGCAGCGAUCCAUGGGAGCAAGAGAAUGCUGGUUUGCAGAGCAUCAGGACCGCCCAAGGAAUGACUACUUGGAGAUGCAGGCACAGAAUGGCCUUAGGGGCCGCGAGGGCGUUGGCUUUUCUCCAUCAUGGAUGCUUUCCCCAGAUCGUUCACGGAGACGUGAAGGCAAGUAGCAUUUAUCUUGACUCGGCUAUGGAACCAAGGCUAGCCGAUUUUGGUUUAUCGGGUUUGGCAGAAUCCUCGGAGCAAGAAACCGCAGCGGCAGCUGCCAAAUCUGAUGUUUAUGGAUUUGGGGUGGUGCUAUUUGAGCUUCUUACAGGGAAGAAACCAGUUGGAGAUGAGUACUGCGAGGACAAGGAAGCCACUCUGGUCAGUUGGGCAAGGGCAUCGGUGAGGAGAAAUGAGCUGGCGAGAUUGAUUGAUCCGAAAAUAAGGGAAACAGGAGGAGCUGAUGCACCAAUGUUGGAAGCUCUAAGAAUUGCUUAUCUGAGCACGGCUGACUUGCCCUCCAAGAGGCCAUCGAUGCAGCAAAUUGUUGGCCUUCUCAAGGACCUUGAGCCUGUCGUCGUUGGGAGUUCAACUGCAAAACUUUGAUUCGACUUGUUUCACUAUGCUAAACUUCUGCUAAUGUACAGUGGGCAUGACCUCCCUCAGAACUUCUGCUAUAUAUGUUAUGGUUCAGUAGCUUUCUCUCUUACACAAUUUACUUUGAACUCAAA